CUUUCUGAGUCUGCAUCAGACUUUACAUUCACAUCAGCAAUUGGCAGGUGAACAUGCAGUACCAGAACAUUUCGAAUGGCUCUCUGUUUGCCCAUACCUCAGUGGAUGUGUUAACGUCCAGCACUGUUCUGGGAUUGUGCUUUGCGCUGGGUGUACCAGGUAAUCUAGCGGUGAUGGUCAUGCUCACCCAACAUUUAGAGGGAAGCUUCACCCCAAAUCUGAUGCUGAGUCUGGCUGUCUCGGAUCUACUGAGUCUGAUUUUUCUGCCUGUGUGGAUCUAUGCCCUUCUGAACGGCUGGGUUUUUGGCAGAGGUCUAUGUCUGUUAUUUUCCUAUGUAGUGUACUGGAGCCUCUAUAGUAGUGUGCUUUCCGUCACCUUGUUGAGUGUGCAAAGGUACCUGCAAGUGCUGUACACUCAGCGAUGGGCGAAGCUUGGAGGGAAGGGUCAAAAGGGGCUGAUUUUUGGGAUAUGGAUAUCGAGUGGAGCUUUGGCUUCUUACGCCCUUUAUUACCGAAGUGUUGAGCGGAAGAAGGACGGGCGUCUACACUGUUCUCAGGAUUAUAGGAAUCCUCAAGAAAAAAUAGCUGUCUUACUUGUCGAGACUCUAGUCAUGUAUUUUGUGCCUCUCUUCAGCCUGUUGUGCUUCUACCUUCGACUUCACCAACGAAUAAGUCAGUCAGCUUCCUUCAGCAGCCACAGGCUGACGAAACUGGCUGUCAGAAUCGUAGUGGUCUUCUUCAUAUUCAGCACCCCCUGUAUGAUCAACAACAUGGUUUUAAUGGUGUCAUGGAAAUCAGAAGCCAGCAACAAUGUUACCGGGGCUCUUUUCUUUAUCAACAGUUGCGUGAACCCCUUUCUUUACGCCUUUUCUGCUCGAGCACUGCGAUCCAAGUCAGUAUUCAGACCAGCCACAACAAUAUCAGAAUGAAACUGAAAGUAAGCAGGAAAUCUUUAUUCAUGUGUUACUUAAGUACA
Messenger RNA from Rhinichthys klamathensis goyatoka, 976 nucleotides. Its product is annotated as leukotriene B4 receptor 1-like. The coding region runs from base 54 to 929 and encodes 291 amino acids. Gene Ontology annotation, biological process: immune response; G protein-coupled receptor signaling pathway. The record is from RefSeq and is a predicted model, not a curated record. Gene Ontology annotation, molecular function: G protein-coupled receptor activity. Gene Ontology annotation, cellular component: membrane. NCBI's taxonomy places the organism in Eukaryota, Metazoa, Chordata, Actinopteri, Cypriniformes, Leuciscidae. The transcript has a single exon.